AUGUCGACCUGGUCCCGCCUCAUCCGCUUCGUCCCAGCAUCCGGCUCGACCCCCGUCAUCGGCGAGCCGUGCGACCCGGCACAAGACGUCGGCCUCGCCUCGUUCGCGGGCGACCCGAUCGAGGUCGACACGUUCACUGGCAGCUCGAUCCUCGACCCGGGCGAGCGCACCGGCACCAAGGACAAGGUCAAGACGAUCCUGUCGCCCCUCGCCCAGUCGGAAGUCGGCACCAUCCGCUGUAUCGGGCUCAACUACCUUCGCCAUGCCGAGGAGGUCAAGAUGGCGCUGCCCGAGGUCCCCGUCCUGUUCAUGAAGCCGUCCACCAGCCUCGCCGACCCGUACCCGGCGCCGACCGUGAUCCCCAAGGCGUUCGUCCAGGACCAGGCCGCCGACUACGAGUCUGAGCUUGUCAUCGUCAUCGGCAAGGCGGCCAAGAACGUGUCGGAGCAGGACGCGCUUGAUUACGUCCUCGGGUACACGGCCGCCAACGAUGUCUCGUCUCGUCGGGCUCAGUUCGCUCAGUCGCAGUGGUGCUACUCCAAGUCGUUUGACGGCGCAUGUCCUGUCGGGCCCGCCGUCGUCAACAAGGAGCAGGUCAAGAGCAUCGCCGAGCUCAAGAUCCGAGGGACGCUCAACGGCAAGACGGUUCAGGAGAGCGGUCUAGACGACCUCAUCUUCUCGGCCCCAAAAAUCGUCUCGUUCCUGUCGCAGGGCACGACGCUCCCUCCCGGUACCAUCAUCCUCACUGGGACCCCUGCUGGCGUCGGCUGGUCGAGCGAGCCGCAAACGCUUCUCAAGGACGGCGACGACUUCCGUGUCUUUGUGUCGCACGGCGUCGGCACGCUCAUCAACCAGGUCGUCGAGGAAAAAUAG
Molecule: messenger RNA, 873 nt
Organism: Rhodotorula graminis WP1
Lineage: Eukaryota; Fungi; Basidiomycota; Microbotryomycetes; Sporidiobolales; Sporidiobolaceae
Exons: 5
Coding region: 1-873 (290 amino acids)
Molecular function (GO): acetylpyruvate hydrolase activity
Source: RefSeq, a predicted model, not a curated record